This is a messenger RNA of Setaria italica (foxtail millet), 1108 nucleotides long. RefSeq names its product calumenin-A. NCBI's taxonomy places the organism in Eukaryota, Viridiplantae, Streptophyta, Magnoliopsida, Poales, Poaceae. Gene Ontology annotation, molecular function: calcium ion binding. The transcript has 6 exons. Gene Ontology annotation, cellular component: endoplasmic reticulum. The coding region runs from base 19 to 1092 and encodes 357 amino acids. The record is from RefSeq and is a predicted model, not a curated record.
GCUGAUCGUUACCGAACCAUGGCGGGCUCCGCGGCGGCCGUCUUCCUGUCGUCGGUCAUCGCGCUGCUUUGCCUGUACCACCUCCUCCUCCCGGUCCCGGACCCGGCAGCCGGCCCCGUCGGCGCCCUUCGCCGCGCGCACCGCCGCGCCGGGCGCCACCAGCAUCACCAUGUGUCGUCGUUAGAGUCUAGCAACACCACCCCCUUGGGCUCCUCCUCCGGCGAGCACCCCGGCCUCCCGGACAUCGAGACGUUCCGCGACGCGCUCGACCGGCUGCCCGCCGACUGGUCGGGCUUCGACGCCGAGCUCGGCCCGCUGGGCCGCUACUUCGGGCCGGCCGCGCCGCUGGGCGUGCGGGAGCGCCUCGUGUACCUGUUCGCCAUCCUCGACAGGUCGCCCAGGGACGGCGGCGUCAGCCUCGCCGAGCUGGAGGCGUGGCUGCGCCGGCAUGCCGCCGCCCGGCUCGAGGCCGCCACGCGGAGGGAGAUGGCCAAGCACGACAGGAACGGCGACGGCGCCGUCGCGCUCAGCGAGUACAGAGGUAUGAAGCCCGGCAAACCUUGGGGGUGGCUGCACAAGUUUGCGACCGCCGACGGCGAUGGAGACGGCUCGCUCAACGCCGCCGAGUUGAACGACUUCCUGCACCCUGAAGACAGCAGCCAUGAGACAAUGCAGCUCUGGCUACUGAAGGAUAAGCUAAGUGAGAUGGACCACGACGGAGACAGGAGAUUGAGCUUGGAGGAGUUCGUCCACCUAUCUCACGCUCUGGAUCACAUCUCCAUUGCACAUCACCUGGGUGACCAUGGACUCGCGCGUGCCCAAGCUGAAAAGAAGUUCCAGGACCUCGAUGCCGACAUGGACAACUAUCUGACAGUGGAAGAGGCACGCCCUGUAAUCCAGAGCCUCCUUACAGGGGAGUUUUCGUAUGCUACCUCACAAGCCAAGCUUUUGAUGAAGGCUGACAGCGAUGGAGAUGGCAAGCUAUCCCUGGACGAGAUGCUCAACGAUUACACAUCCUUCUACAACAUCGUUUAUAUGGAUGACCAUUACGAUAGCGAAGAAGUUGACGGUGAUUACCGCGACGAGCUAUGACAUAACUUAGGCAGGA